UCUUUACCCAAAACUCGUAGAACUUCCCUAAAGUAAGUAGCCAACUGAACACGCUGAAGGCAUGGCGAGCCAAGCUCUCACUUCCUUCCAGCUCAUGGCUACCCUCUUGGUGGCGUUCCUUGCCACAUGCCACGCCGGCAGCAUCGCGGUCUACUGGGGCCAGAACGACGGCGAGGCGUCCCUGUCCGAGACGUGCUCGUCCGGCAACUACCAGUUCGUCAUCCUCGCGUUCGUGUACAAGUUCGGCAAGGGCCAGACGCCGCAAUUGGACCUUGCCAGCCACUGCGACCCCUCGUCAGGCGGCUGCACUGGGUUGAGCGAGGACAUACGUUCGUGUCAGCGCGCCGGCGUCAAGGUCCUGCUCUCCAUCGGCGGCGGCGACGGAAGCUACGGCCUGACCUCCCAGGGGGACGCGCGGGACGUGGCCGCGUACCUCUGGAACAACUACCUCGGCGGCACGUCGUCGUCGCGCCCCCUCGGCGACGCCGUCCUCGACGGCAUCGAUUUCGACAUCGAGCUCGGCGGCGCCAAGUACUGGGGCAACCUCGCCAGGGACCUGAAGAACAUGGGCAAGAACCAGGGCGGCAAGGGGGUUCUCCUGAGCGCGGCGCCGCAGUGCCCGUUCCCGGACGAGUGGGACAACGGCGCCAUCAGCACGGGGCUCUUCGACUUCGUGUGGGUUCAGUUCUACAACAACCCGCCGUGCCAGGUGAGCGCCGGCCGCGGCGCGUUCCUGGACGCGUGGAAACAGUGGGAAUCGGUGCCGGCAGGGAAGAUCUUCCUUGGCCUGCCCGCCUCCAAGGACGCGGCCGGCACCGGGUUCGUGCCCGCCGGCGAGCUCAACUCGAACGUGCUCCCGCUCAUUAGGGGCUCGCCCAAGUACGGCGGCGUCAUGCUCUGGUCCAAGUACUACGACGACCGCACGGGCUACAGCUCGGACAUCAAGAACCAUGUGUGAUACUUGCCUGCUCGUGUUCGUGUCUAGACCUGUAGUAGAGUGAUUUACUGUACUCUGUUUGUGUUGGCUCGUGUUCCCUGUACAUUCCUUUGUUACUUUGUAGUAUCACACGACUGAAUAAAAUGGAGAUACCUUAUUACCUUUUCUUUGUCAAAAAUCGAAUUUGUUGGUGAGGCUGUAAGCCGAAAUUGGAGCUCCUUUCCAUUUGUUCGCCUGACCCCGCGUCCCUCUCCUGGGUGACUCGGGGGCCACCCGAGCCUCGCCGCCGAGCCCCCUCAAACCCUAGCCGGGGGGCUGCCGCCACCGCCGGCAGCGACGGUGGCGGCGCCGAAGCCGGUGUCCGCGUGCUCCCCACUUUCUUCCCUCUUCUUCUUCCCUCCCUCUCUCACCGUACCCAACCCUGGUCGCUUGGUCGUUUUUGCCGCUGGCGUGCGUCGCUGCCGGGUCCGGCGUCACCGGAUCCGCCUGCCACCGGCGCGGAUCUGCCCUCCCCGGGUCACCUUGCGCCCGUCGCCGGCCGCCGGCUGUCUUCCACCAGCAGGCUCGGGUGUCGCUGGAUCCACCAUCCCUGGGCUCAGAUCCGCGCAAACCGGGCUAGGAGGGCCUGCUUCUACCGUCGAUCAUCGUCCUCCUUGGUCACCGGGGCAGCCUUAGGGGCCGCCGCCGCCGGUUGCCGGCACCGGUGAAUGGAUCCGCCUCCCUGCGACUCGGAUUCGUGCCUCCUAGCCUGGGCCCCCGACGCGACGGCUCCCCCUCGCCUGGCGCCACCGCCAUGUCGUCCUAGGGGCUUGGGCUGUGGCCUCCUGGCGGGGCGCCAUGGCGUCUCGUCUCGGUGCGGGACGGGACAGGGCAGCCUGCGCCUCGCCGAGGGUUCGCUCGUUUGGCUGCCGCCUCCCGCCGCGUGCCACCGAAGUCGGAGGAGCAGCAGAAGACGCCCAUGCUGCCAGGGGAGGAGCCCUUCCCCACCUCUCCCCCUUCCCUACUGGCCCCCACCGAGGUAGUUGUCGUGCCCCCACCCGCUGUUGCCGGCCGCCAGAUCCUCAUGCCACCAGUCGCCAGUCAAGACUCGGGAGUUGUCGCAGCCGCUGCCUUGUUGCGCUGCCAGUGUUGCGCUGCCCGUGUUUGUGGUGGAUGCCCUUGAGUCCUCCUUAAUGUUUGGUGGCGGCUCUGAAGGGUUGGCGGCGUGCUCGGGGGAUAGGGGCAAGGUGAAAGCCUCUGCUUGCAAGCAAGCAGAUGACGGCGACGCCCUCAGACGUCGUUUACCUCCUUGGAGGCGUCAUUUUUUUUCCUCCCCCCUCUUGCACCUGCGAGCUUCCAGGGGUAAACUCUAACCGUGUAGGUCGAGCGACGGCGGUGAUAGUGGCGUCGUAUUCCUCCAUGGAGGCGUCGUUUUGGAAGUUCACGCCACUUUGCAGUUGUCGUGGUGGUGGUCGUCGUCAACUCUCCACGGGGACAUUUUUUCUUUUGUGCCUGCCUUCGUUUUGAAUUGUCCAUCGUCGCCUUGGUUGCCUGGAUUGCUAUCUUCUAGCGGAUGCCGCCAUUGUCGUGCUGUUGGUGGUUCCUCUAGGUGGAUGCUGCUCAGGUUGUGGUCGUUGGGUGGAUGCUUUGCCACCAUUUUUGGUUGAGGUGGAUGCUUUGCCACCAUGUGCUUGGGUGGAUGCUUUGCCACCAUUUUUGGUUGAGGUGGAUGCUUUGCUACCAUGUGCUUGGGUGGAUGCUUUGCCACCAUGAUGCUACAUGGGUGGAUGCUUCGCCACCACUGGUUGGUCCGGGCGGAUGCUUUGCCGCUGUUCAACUACUCUGGCGGAUGCUUUGCUGCCAUGCUCGUGCUGUUCGGUGGAGGUUUUUGCCAACAUUUCGUACUUCAAGCUUGCUCUCCCUAGACAUCUAUGGUGACGGUGUAUCCCUUUUACAGGUUCAGCUCUUCGGGUAGCCUUGUUAGGGUGGCAGGGUUGGGGGUGUCCUCCCCCUUCAUGCUUCUUCUGCUAUCAGUUUGUUGUGGUUGCUGCUUCAGCCGCUUGCCGGCUGUGAGUUUGGUUGUCUUUUCUUCAAUGUUUCUUUAUUUUUAAUCCUUUGUGCUCUUGUGUUGGUCAAGUCUUGUUUAGCUGCAUCUGUAAUAUGCUUUGUUCUUAAUGAAAUACGUGCUAAGGUACGGUUACAAAAAAAAACCUUUUCUUUGCAAUUUUUUCCCUAUGCAUCUGAUCAUGGACCAUACAGCUUUUUUAUAGAUGCUCUACGCUUGAUAUAAUAUGGCAUACAAUUACACAAAACUUCUGAGCAGAAACAUUAGCGAAUUGGCACCUGCUCUUCUGAAAACUUCAGUAGCGACACAAGCUAAUGCAUGUUCUUUGCUCCCGACUCCAAAGCACUUGUGCUGUCCGACCUCUCUUGUUUGCGCCA
Setaria italica (foxtail millet) is the source of this 3358-nucleotide messenger RNA. Its product is annotated as acidic endochitinase. Gene Ontology annotation, molecular function: chitinase activity. Gene Ontology annotation, cellular component: extracellular region. The transcript is spliced from 2 exons. The coding region runs from base 62 to 958 and encodes 298 amino acids. The record is from RefSeq and is a predicted model, not a curated record. NCBI's taxonomy places the organism in Eukaryota, Viridiplantae, Streptophyta, Magnoliopsida, Poales, Poaceae. Gene Ontology annotation, biological process: carbohydrate metabolic process.